Arabidopsis thaliana (thale cress) is the source of this 4740-nucleotide messenger RNA. Its product is annotated as GHMP kinase family protein. Gene Ontology annotation, biological process: isopentenyl diphosphate biosynthetic process, mevalonate pathway. Gene Ontology annotation, molecular function: phosphomevalonate kinase activity; ATP binding. The coding region runs from base 976 to 2493 and encodes 505 amino acids. Gene Ontology annotation, cellular component: cytoplasm; peroxisome. The record is from RefSeq and is marked reviewed. NCBI's taxonomy places the organism in Eukaryota, Viridiplantae, Streptophyta, Magnoliopsida, Brassicales, Brassicaceae. The transcript has 12 exons.
UCUACAAUAAUAUAUCCUUAAGAAUGAGAAAGAUUGUGAGAAUAUGUCAGAUUCCGUGAUACAAUACUUUUGUAAAUAUUAGAGAAUCACGAGAUUCCUAAACUAUUGUAGUCAUUAAAAAUCCACGUAAAUCAAGAUUGAAUAAAUUCCACUUAGGGUUUUUGUUUUUAUGCUGAAUAAAAUAAUUGUGGGCUGUAACAUAUAUUGGGCCAAACGAAAAUAAUUAGUAUUAUGGGCCAACAAACAUAAGUUUAAAUGAAAGCCCAUACAUAUUAAAAUCAAUUAGGGUUUUUAAUGUUAAACAUGGCGGCCGACCUUCUUCUUCUUCCUUAAGACAACACAUAAUGAUAGAAGCAAACUGGGGAAGAUGAAGAUGGAGUGGUGAAGAACAAAACCGUAUAACCGUUCGGUUCAGAGGUGCCGAACCGAACCGACCCGUAAACCGAAAUCCUCAAAAGAAAUUGCCGAUCGGUUUGCUACUGUUCAAAACCUCGGUGCCGAGAACCGAAACUGUCGGUUUUUUCGGUUCGGGUUUCUCGGUUUCUUCCGAACUCCCAGGCCUAGUUUGGUUUUAUUUUUCACGAGUUUUGCUUCUCUUUUCAUCGGCGACGACGACGUCGAGUUUCUGUCAAAACGUUAACGAUCCGACUCGAGCGUCGACAGUAAGAGAAGAAGACAGCGAUUGUGUGUAGAUCGACGGCGAACGUGUGUCGAUCCGUCUCGAUCGACGGAGAAUACGUUUCGAUCCGGUUUCGAUCCAAAUCGGAGAGUUUGAGGAUCUAAAUCGGAAAUUGCAUUAAUACUCAUCUCCAAUCUCUUCUGAAGAGUCCGAAUCCGAUCUACCACCACUACUCGUACCGCCGGUCAUUUACUGCCGCCGAUUUCAAAUUAUCCGAUCAUUUCCGGCGAUAUCCAAUCGCAGACUGAGGUGAAUCUGGGGUUUUGAUCAGCGAUUAUCUUUGUCACUCUUUGAAAAUGGCUGUUGUUGCUUCUGCUCCUGGGAAAGUUUUGAUGACUGGAGGCUACCUUGUACUCGAGAAGCCAAAUGCAGGGCUUGUGUUGAGUACAAAUGCACGGUUUUACGCGAUUGUGAAGCCAAUCAACGAAGAAGUCAAGCCUGAAAGUUGGGCAUGGAAAUGGACAGAUGUCAAAUUAACAUCACCACAGCUCUCGAGAGAAAGCAUGUAUAAACUGUCACUGAAUCAUUUGACUCUUCAGUCUGUGUCUGCAAGUGAUUCAAGAAACCCCUUUGUAGAGCAUGCGAUACAGUAUGCUAUAGCUGCUGCUCAUUUGGCAACCGAGAAGGACAAAGAAUCAUUGCACAAACUCUUAUUGCAAGGUCUUGAUAUAACAAUAUUAGGCUCCAAUGACUUUUACUCAUAUCGGAACCAGAUAGAAUCGGCUGGGCUUCCAUUGACACCAGAAUCGCUGGGUACCCUUGCACCGUUUGCAUCAAUCACAUUCAAUGCUGCGGAGUCAAAUGGUGCUAAUUCCAAGCCUGAAGUAGCAAAAACUGGCUUAGGUUCUUCUGCAGCAAUGACAACAGCUGUGGUUGCAGCUCUGUUACAUUAUCUUGGAGUGGUUGACCUAUCUGAUCCAUGUAAAGAAGGAAAGUUUGGCUGUUCUGAUCUAGAUGUUAUCCAUAUGAUAGCACAAACGUCUCAUUGUCUUGCACAAGGGAAGGUCGGAAGUGGGUUUGAUGUCAGCUGUGCUGUCUAUGGAAGUCAGCGUUAUGUUCGCUUCUCUCCAGAAGUCUUGUCAUUUGCUCAGGUUGCAGUAACAGGUCUGCCAUUAAAUGAAGUUAUUGGUACAAUUUUGAAGGGAAAAUGGGACAAUAAGAGAACUGAGUUCUCUUUACCACCACUGAUGAAUCUUUUCCUUGGAGAACCUGGAAGUGGUGGAUCCUCCACACCAUCAAUGGUAGGUGCAGUAAAGAAGUGGCAAAUGUCUGAUCCAGAGAAGGCACGAGAAAACUGGCAGAAUUUGUCAGAUGCAAAUUUAGAACUGGAAACUAAGCUAAACGAUCUGAGCAAAUUAGCUAAAGACCACUGGGAUGUUUAUCUACGAGUCAUUAAGUCUUGUAGUGUGCUUACUUCUGAAAAGUGGGUGUUACAUGCUACUGAACCAAUCAACGAAGCCAUUAUUAAAGAACUCUUAGAGGCAAGAGAAGCUAUGUUGAGGAUCAGAAUUCUUAUGCGUCAGAUGGGUGAGGCGGCUAGCGUUCCGAUAGAGCCUGAAUCUCAAACUCAACUUUUGGAUUCUACAAUGAGUGCUGAAGGAGUUCUACUUGCUGGUGUUCCUGGAGCUGGUGGAUUUGAUGCCAUAUUUGCAAUCACUUUAGGGGAUUCCGGCACCAAACUGACCCAGGCAUGGAGUUCGCACAAUGUUUUGGCCUUGUUGGUGAGAGAAGAUCCACAUGGCGUUUGCCUAGAAAGUGGUGAUCCACGAACCACAUGUAUUACUUCAGGCGUUUCAUCAAUUCACCUUGAGUAAACAACAUUGUUUCAGUGUCCAAUUAUUAGGUGCGUCACCAAGUUCGGUUGAGUAUACUGUUUUGCAUAUAGACUUGGGUGCUAAAUUUCUUGGUGUAAGCAUUUUUAUACCCAUUGUAAGGUCUUUAACUCUUGGAAAACUUGCGGGAAAAUAAAAUAAAGUUGAUUUCAAAUCUUCUCAUUUGUGUUUGUUCCAUUCAUUUGUGGAUUUAAACCUACCAAUAAUCUUUACAAGAACAAGUUCCACCUUUAAACAGGUGAAACCUGUUUCUGUCUCUUACAACAAUCUCUCUUUCGUAGAUCAUGGAGAUUUUCUUUGUAUAUGUGUGACAGUCACUACACAUCCUCAGGUUUCUAGCUAUUUUAAUGAUAGACCCUGGAGGUGUAUACAAUAGUCCAAAGGCAAUAGCCACCUUUUGGCUGUGUCCUUUUAAUCUCUCUUUCUUUUCUUCUUCAUCUACGUUUAGCAAUAUCUGUGUCAAGUCUGGUGAAUAUCCUUCGAAUUUUAGUUGCCAUUCCAUCUGGUGUAGCAUCUUGUAGAUUUCUUUGCAUUUUGGGUGCGAUCGAUCUUGUGAAACGAACCUGUGGGUUUUACCUUUUAGCUCGACGAUGCUAAAACCCGGGGUUUGUUUCAAACCCUUGAUAGCGAUUUCUGUUCGAGUUCUGGCUACAUCAUCCCACAUUUGACCUUGUGAAUACAAGUUAGAGAUCAGCAAAUAGUCACCUGGGUUGUGUGAGCUUAGCUUAAGCAGUUCUUGAGCUGCUAUUUGGCCUAGCUCAAUGUUCUGACGAACUCUGCAUUGACUUAAGAAGGUUCUCCAGAUAACAUCAUUUUUCUCAAUUGGUAUGCUUUGGAUAGUCUCCAAUGCUUCCUCGAGCAAUCCGGCUCUUCCCAGAAGAUCUACAAGACAGCCGUAAUGCUCAGCCGUUGGCUCCACCUUACCUUCCUUUAACAUUUCUGCGAAGACUCGACGACCUUCUUUAACAAGACCAGAGUGACUACAUGCAUUGAGAACACUGACAUACACAACAUGAUCUGGUUCUAAACCUUCUUUGAUCAUCUUAGAGAACAUUCUUAAAGCUGAUUCUCCUUCUCCGUGCAACGCAAGUCCUGAGAUCAUUGCACUGUAAGUCAAAUUAUUCCUCUUUUCCAUCUUCUGAAAUAUAUGCAACGCUUUGUCUAAGCACCCGCAUUUAACGUACAUAUCUACUAGUGAAGUUUGGACUAUUAUGUUGAGUUCGCUUAUGUUUCUCAACAGGAAGCCAUGGAUGCUCAUUCCUAGAUUGAGUGCACCGGUGUUGGCACAAGCUAAGAGAGCACUAACCAUUCCACUUUCUUCCGCCUUCAAAUUCGUUUCGCUACACAUUCCACGGAAUAGUAACAAGCAUUCGCUCCACAUUCCCAUGCCUGCACGAGCAGAGACCAUCGAGCUCCACGACGCAGCUGUUUUAGAUUCCAGUUUCUCAAAAACCGCAGAAGAAAGUUCCAUCUCUCCACAUCUUCCAUACAUAUUGAUCAAACUAUUCUGAACAAACACGUCAGCUUCAAGACCGAGCUUAAACACUUGCCCAUGAAUCUGCUUCCCUUCUCGAAUUGACUUCAAACGAGUGCAAGCCUUGAGAAGACACGGGUACGUGAAAUUAUCUGGCUCAUUCCCUCUCUGCAUCAUCUCAUUGUAAAAACACAAUGCUUCCUCGAAACUCAUUACGUUAACAUACCCUCUAAUCAUUGUAUUGAAAUCAAAGGUACAAGGAUCAUCUAUGCCUCUGAAUAUGGAAGCUGCGUAAUUCAUACUGUUCUCCCAUCCCGAGUGAGCGCAUUUUGCGAGAACGCUGCUGGCUGAGAAUGAAGAAGAAUAGAACAAACUUAGCUUGAUGAAUCUGGCGUGAACUUGCUUGAACUCGUCUAUGUUGUGGCAUCUCUUCAAGAGGUAUAAACAUUCUUGCUCUUUCCCUCCAAAGUUGUUGACUUCUGGGUUAUGAGUUAAAUCGUCUCUAGAAGCCAAUAGAGACUGUAGAAUUGGUGCCUUGAUCAUCCUCUCCUCAUAACCAUUAAGAAACUAGGGAUUUUGGUGUCCGAAAAUGUCAAAUUCUGGAAUCUAUGAUUAUAUAAGAAAGAUUUGAAAGUUUUUAAUGAGGGUUUUUGAAUCUCAUCCCUCGAGAUUUUCAUGGAAAAUAUGAGCCACAAGUAAAAGUAUUUGAAGGUUCUGAUAAGUUUGUGAUUAGUGAGAGAGAAAAGAGAGUGGGG